Molecule: messenger RNA, 2481 nt
Organism: Marchantia polymorpha subsp. ruderalis
Lineage: Eukaryota; Viridiplantae; Streptophyta; Marchantiopsida; Marchantiales; Marchantiaceae
Source: the annotation of a GenBank genome assembly
GCAGUAGACCGAGUCACCGCCGCGAGCGUAUCAGAGCUAUAGCUAUGACUAGCAAUGGAGCCAUAGUCGUGGCCGUCGUCCUGCUGCUGCUGCUACUCUGAAUUUGCCCUCACUUGGCCCCGGCUGCGACCACUUGCCAUACCCAGUGGACGGGCGGAGAAUGUAGACCAUUGGCAGGUUCCUGGUACCAUGCCCACAGUCCUCGGACCCCGCAAAGGCCUCUCUAGCUCUGGCUCUAGCUCUUCCUCUCUCCGAGUCUGUCCAUGAAAUUCGCGAUCCCGGACAUGGGCUCGGGCUUGAGCUCGAGUUUGGGGUGGGGCUGGGAAUGGGCUGUAUUUUAGAGACGGACCUGGUACGGACCCGUCAUAGGCUUGCAUCUGGCGAUUCUGGCCAUGGAAGCGACCGCGCCGGCGCUUGAAUUUGGAGGUCGUCCAUGCACUCGUUUCAUUUCGCUAUAACCGUCGAAAGGUGAGGCCGAGGCCGAGGCAGAGGCAGAUCCGAGAACGAUCUUCCUCAGCUCUUGCCUGCAGUAGCGGAAUUCACUGUUGGAAUCAGUGGACGGCGUCUGGGUUUAGCUCAAUUUACUGAAGAUGUAGAACCACGGCGAUGGUGGCGAUCAUGAUGAUGACGAUCGAUCGAUUGAUUGAUGGAGGGCGCAUUUCUCGAGGGCGCGUUGGAGGAGGUGCGGUAGCAUGGCGACGACGGCGGGGUCGACGAUGGGAAGGAGGCAUGUGCACGCGGACACUCUGACACACACGAACAGCAUGGGCGAGAACGGGACGUCGAGGUUCAGGCAGGACUCGGGCUGCACCAAGAGGUUUGGCAGGAUCUCGCGGACUUUGACGUGGGAUUUCGAGGCGGACGAGCAGCUGGAGGUGCGCCUGCUGGAGGAGCUGGAGCUCGAGAAGUCCGUCGUGGUCACGGGCGCCAAUGGGCCGGGCGGCAGCCACCGCGACGACGACAACAAUCGCAUUUCAGCUCUGGGGCGAGUGCUGCAGCAGCGCCCAUUCCCGCGGGUCAAUACUCUGUGCCUGGCCGACUGCUCGCUGGCCGAGGAGAGCGGUGCCAUGGCAGAGCUCACCAAAGCCAUCGGCGCCGGCAACCUGUCCAAUCUCGAUUGGCUCAAUCUGCUCGACAAUUCCUUCAUCGGAGACCUCGGCGCCAAAGCUCUGGCGGAGGCGCUCAAGUCUGGACACCUGAAUGUCCUCCGCCGCCUCGAUCUAGUGGACAAUGGCAUCGGGGACGCUGGAUUGACGGCGCUCGCCGGCGCUCUGGGAUCCGGGCAGCUGAAAGCCCUGAAGAAAUUGCGAUUGGGUGGCGAUUAUGAGCUUUUUCUCACCUCCGGGGCUAAGGCUCUGGCCGAAGUCUUCGCGUCAGGACACUUGCCUCGAUUGACAGAUCUGCAUUUGCGGGGAUUCGGGGAAGAGGAAGGCGUGCUCGCCAUUCUCAAGGCUCUGGAGUCGAGCUCGAUCCGCAGGGCCUUCAAAAAGCUGGAGCUCAGGCACUGCCAUUUAGGAUUAGAGGCAGCGAAGACCUUGGCGAGCGCUCUGCAGUCGCGGCCCUUCGGGUCUCUGACCAGAUUAGACCUCAAAGACAACAUACUCCUGAGGGACGAAGAAUUGACAGCACUUUCAGCUGCGUUCAGAUCCAAAAAUCUGAACGACUUGUGGUAUCUUGAUUUCAGCGGCACUUCUGUAGGCGAGAAAGGAUUGAUAGAGCUGGCAUCGUUGCUGGAAGCCGGGCAUCUUCCGGGUCUGGAUCAGUGCUACGCAUCUGGCUGCGUGAACACGAAAUUGAGCGCCCUGGCACUCGUUAGAGCUUAUGACAGGAACGCUUCGUUGGUAGCCAAUAUUGACAUAGACUGGCCCAGAACAUCGAGGGCUGACAAGAGAAUUUACUGGCCAUCGAUUAAAUUUUUUGAAGUGAAUGGUGCGUGGUGUACGUUCGGUAGAUCCAAGGUUCUGUGGCCGAAGCACACCUGGCAAAAAUAUGCAGAAUAUUUCAAGGCCCGGAACAGAAAUCAGAUGUCUUCGGUUGAGCUUCAGAAGCGAAACAUGAACACUUUUUGAAAAGAGUCCAUAGCCAAUACUAUAUUAUUGACUGAUAGUGGUGCAGAAUUUUUAGCAGACGGAACGUGAUUGAGUAUCUUUUCCAGCCGGCUGCCUUUGGAUCUGAGAUCUUCGACACUUAUUCGACACUUUUAUUCAAUGGGUGUUCGGUGUGUACAUACAUUUUUAGCAGAGGCCAGUUCUUGAUGAGUUCAGCUUACAGAUUCAUGAGCUUCAAGGACUUUGGGAUUCCAACUGCUGGAGGCGGGGAAAAGAAUCUGAUCGGAACUCGAAAUGGCUUUCAGGUAAUACUGGCAAUAAUCAGCCGGCUGUGGAAGCACAUGUACUAUGUAUAAGUAGGUGCUAGCAAAUUUUGCCAGGCUUAACGCAAUAAGGCUAUGCUGUAAAUUAAUCUGUCCUAAUUUACGUGGAG